ACCUUGUUCAAACAAGCGCUGUCAUUAGCGGGUUCACUAUCAACCGGUUCUAGACCAGGAAGGGUUUGUUGUUAACCAGUGGCGGCAAGAUGGCGUCUCUGGAUCGAGUGAAGGUUCUGGUUUUGGGAGACUCAGGUGUUGGGAAAUCUUCACUUGUUCAUCUUUUGUGUCAGAAUCAGGUGUUGGGAAAUCCAUCAUGGACCGUGGGCUGCUCAGUGGAUGUCCGAGUUCAUGACUAUAAGGAAGGAACACCAGAAGAAAAGACCUUCUAUAUUGAAUUAUGGGAUGUUGGAGGAUCAGUGGGCGGUGCCAGCAGUGUGAAAAGCACACGAGCAGUGUUCUUCAACUCUGUAAAUGGCAUUAUUCUAGUCCAUGACUUAACAAAUAAGAAGUCAUCUCAGAAUUUGUAUCGUUGGUCUUUAGAAGCUGUCAACAAGGAUUUGGUUCCAAGUGGAGUCUUAGUUACCAAUGGGGAUUACGACCGAGAACAAUUUGCAGAAAACCAAAUCCCCCUGUUGGUCAUAGGAACAAAACUGGACCAGAUACAUGAAGCUAAGCGCAAUGAAGUUCUAACUAGAAUUGCUUUCUUGGCUGAAGAUUUCAAUGCAGAAGAGAUUAAUUUGGACUGUACAAAUCCCCGAUAUCUUGCUGCAGGAUCUUCCAACGCUGUCAAGCUGAGUAGAUUUUUUGAUAAGGUUAUUGAGAAGAGAUACUUUAUUCGAGAUGGCAGCCAGAUUGUUGGCUUUCCCGACCGAAAAAGAUUUGGUGCAGGAAUUGUAAAGAACCUUCAUUAUGACUGAUAUACUCAUCCUUUUAAAGAACGGACAGGAAGAAAACAGAUUUUCUACUCUUCGUGGCCUCUGGAGACAAUAUAUAUCAGCUAUUAGAAUAUUCAUCCUUUCAUGCAUGUCUUAAAAUUCUUUUCCUCACACUUCCCCACUAAUAUAAAAAUAAAGGGAAAUGAUAAUGGGGAUCAUUUGCACGUCCAGAGCCCUGUCUUCUUCUCGGUCCCUAUCUUCUGAGGAUUGUAUGGCCAGCUGGAAAUAGAGAAGACUGUCGGGUUUACACACCAAGCAACAGUGACUUACAGUAAAAACGAUUCUUACCCAGUACAAAAAAAAAAAAAGCUUUUUCUUUGUGUUUUAUGUAAGUUUAAGGAUAUUUUUAAAUGGACACAUAUUUUGUUUUUUAGACCCUUACCUUCUGUCUUGGAAUCAAUACCAAGUAUCGGUUCUAAGGCAGAAGAGCAGUGGAGGGUAAGACAAUGGGGAUCAAGUGACUUGCCCAGAGUCACGUAGCUGGGAAGUGUCUGAGUCCAGAUUUCAACCCUUCCCCGGGACUUCCCAUCUCCAAACUGGCCUUUCUAUCCACUGAGCCACCUAGCUGCCCCAAAAGCUACCAUUUAAAAUUCUCAAGAAGAGAAGCAGUAUUAAGCAGUCCUUAAAUUGUCUUUAGUAGCUAGCUAUCAUUUACUUUUUUGUCAUUUUCAAAGAGGAAAAGCAGAGUUAAUUAUGUCUCUGCCCCAAUCACAUACUCCCACAAUAGCAGUCUUGUCUGCUUCCCCUCCUCUCCCUCCCAAAUGGCUCAGAGACUAGAAGAGGCUAGCUCAGAGCUGCAGUUAAAUAUAAACACAAAUUAAUAAUACAUAGGCAGCAACAGUAGGAACAAAAUAAAAAAUUGGUCAGAAGUUGGCAGCUUCCUGAAUCCUGUAAUCACUGAGCUCUACCUGACUGCAGGCCUCUCUGAAACCUGCUCGGGAAGAAGCAAGGGGCGUUUGUAGGCCAGCAAAAAGGCAGAAAGAGCAACUUGGAGCCCUUCCCCUUUUUUAUUUAUUUGAAGUAAAAUUCGGCUCUGGAAGAGUAAAUCUUAGUUCACUCACAUGUACUCUGUGAAUUAGGAAUAUUAUUCUUGGUGCUAGCAAUAGAGGAUUCACUGGGAGAGAAAUAAAAAUAGGCUCCACAGCCACACAUUCACUGGAAGUAGACAUGAAUUAUGGAACAGGAUUCUUGGCUUUCUUGAUGGCCCAAUAAUUGGUUUAGGAUCAUGUCAGUUUUCUGCACAGUCUUCCUUUUUUGAUUUUUGCCCAUCAUUUUUCCUUGCAAUAGUGAAUCCUGGUUUUGCUGCCUUCCUCAGAAUCUCCUUGACUGACCCUCUGUCCUCUCACUACCUCCAGUGUUCAUUUCAGCUUCAAUUAUCUCUCCCUCCCCCCAUCUCUCCCCAUGAUUUUUUAAUUAAGUCCCCACCUCACCUCUUCAUUGUAAAAAUAAAGCAUUCACACUCCA
Messenger RNA from Monodelphis domestica (gray short-tailed opossum), 2282 nucleotides. It is a transcript of the gene RABL3, whose product is annotated as RAB, member of RAS oncogene family like 3. The record is from RefSeq and is a predicted model, not a curated record. Lineage: Eukaryota; Metazoa; Chordata; Mammalia; Didelphimorphia; Didelphidae.